Molecule: messenger RNA, 900 nt
Organism: Cyclocybe aegerita
Lineage: Eukaryota; Fungi; Basidiomycota; Agaricomycetes; Agaricales; Hemipholiotaceae
Source: the annotation of a GenBank genome assembly
AUGCGCUUCGCAUUUCUGUCGCCGUUACUAGCGUUCGCGACGUUGGUCGCAGCACACCCAGGUGAACACCACAGCUUCGUCAGGAAAUCGGAUGAGUUGAUCGCCCAUGAGCUUAUGGCGCGCAAGUGCGCUGGCGCUAUUGCCGAGUUUGAGAACCAGCGGAGAGUGGCCAGGGAAGCCAAGCACCCAUACCUCGCCCGGAGGCAAACACCGACCACUACAGCACCUACGCCGCACUAUACGACGAUACAGAACUCCACUUGCGUUACAGCGGUGGAGCUCACAGAAGGCCCUUAUUACAUCCGCAACGAGUACAUCCGCUAUGACCUUCGAGAGAACCAAGGCGGCGUGACGCUCGUCCUCGACGUUGGGGUGAUUGAUACCACGACCUGCAGGCCCUUCCCUAAUGCUUUUGUGGAGCUUUGGGCCGUCAACGCCACGGGCUUUUAUGGUGGAUACAGUCCUGGAGGAAAUGUUCACACAGACACCUUCCUCCGGGGUGGUCAGUUCACCAACGAGAACGGAAUUGUGGAACUCACUACCCUCUUUCCGGGCUACUACACUGGACGCACAUCGCACAUCCAUGCAAUGAUCCACAAGAACGCGCAGAGGAACGCCAACGGAACCAUUGCCUCUGGUUCCGGCCAGGUCAAUCACAUCGGCCAGUUCUUCUUCGACGAAAGUUGGAACGACCGAGUGUUCUCCACGGCUCCGUACACGAACACGAGGGAGAUCAGGAUGUACAACAACCAGGACUGGAUCCUUUGGCAAGGUGGAGCCAGUGCUUUCGUCAAUACAGAACCGCUCGGUGCAGCUCUGACCGAUGGCCUUCUCGGGUACAUCACCGUAGCGGUGGACGGAAGCAAGAAUUACCGAAUUAUGAACACAAACGUCAUGUGA